This is a messenger RNA of Racocetra persica, 200 nucleotides long. Lineage: Eukaryota; Fungi; Glomeromycota; Glomeromycetes; Diversisporales; Gigasporaceae. The record is from the annotation of a GenBank genome assembly.
AAGGACAAGAAUUGAAUAAUGUUGAAAAAAAAGUACAGAAUAUUCGAGCAAGUUUUGAAGAUAUAUAUCAUAAUUAUUAUUUCUCUCUGAAACAAAAUUUAACAAAUAUUGAAAAUAUUACUUGUGAUGUUUUUUGUAAAGUUAAGCAAUAUUUUGAUGGACAAGUUGCUGGCGGAAGUACUCAUGUUCUUGAUUGGUAA